Vicia faba (fava bean) is the source of this 948-nucleotide messenger RNA. The record is from the annotation of a GenBank genome assembly. Lineage: Eukaryota; Viridiplantae; Streptophyta; Magnoliopsida; Fabales; Fabaceae.
AUGGAAGCAUUCCUAAAGGAAUCAACAAGUUUCAAAAUCGAAGUAAACGGGUUGAAGACACUUAAGAUGGCAAGAAAUAAAUUUAGUGGCUCAAUUCCAAAUAGUCUAGGAGAUUUAGCAUCCCUUGUGACCUUAGAUUUAUCAUCAAUCAAUCUCACUGGCCUAAUUCCUGAGAGUCUAGAAAAGCUUGAGUAUAUGGUGAAGUUAAAUUUAUCUUUCAACAAAUUGGAAGGAGGGGUUCCUAUGAAAGGUGGUUUUAUGAACCUAAGCCAGGUUGAUCUCCAAGGUAACAACAUAUUAUGUGACCUUAACAAUCAAGUUAUGUACAAGUUGGGAUUCACAUUGUGUGUUGCAGGUAAAAAAAACAAGAGAAACAUUUUACUCCCUAUCAUACUAGGGAUUAUAGGUGUGAUUGUUUUGUUCGCUUCAAUGCUCUAUCUGUUGUGGCUGCUAAUAUUCUUAAAGAAACAUGAGGAGGAGAAAAGUAGUUUGUCAUCAACUCUUAUUAAGGGUUUGCCUCAAAAUCUAUCAUAUGGUGAUAUUGGGCUUGCUACAGACAAUUUUUCUGCUACAAACUUGGUUGGAAAAAGGAGGCUUUGGUUCUGUUUACAAGGGCAUGGGAAUUUUGUUAAGGUGAUCACUUCUUGUUAUUCAUGUGGCAUCUGCCAUGGACUACUUGCACCAUGUUGUGAUCCACCAAUAGUCCAAUAUGGUCUAGGAUACAAGGCUUCAACUAGUGGUGAUGUGUACAGUGUUGGGAUCCUACUACUAGAGAUGUUCAUAGCCAAAAAACCAACAGAUGAAAUGUUCAAAGAAGGACUAAACAUGAACAAUUUUGAGAAGAAAUUACUGAAUAUUGUUGAUCAAAGGCUUAUUAACCAUUAUGAAUAUUCAACACAAAAUUUCAGCAGCGAUAGUGAUAGGGGUGAAUCAGGCGACAUCAGCUAA